CUACGUUUACGUCUGUGACAAAGUGCCACGUGAGGUCCUAGAUUCUCUGGAGGAACUGGGAUAUCAUCUUGUAGGGACAGGUGGUGUAGGACAAACAUACGUGUGGACAAUGCACAAACCUGCUGGCAUUUGAAAAGGAACAUUGGUGCAUUUAAAACAUGGCUAAAGUCCAGGUGAUGAAUGUUGUUGUACUCGACAAUCCGUCAGCUUUCUUGAAUCCAUUUCAGUUUGAAAUAACAUUUGAGUGUGUAGAAGAUCUCCAGGAAGAUCUCGAAUGGAAAAUAAUUUAUGUUGGUUCUGCAGAAAGUGAAGCAUUUGAUCAGGUACUAGAUACUGUGUAUGUGGGACCUGUGCCAGAGGGACGGCAUAUGUUUGUAUUCCAAGCAGAACCUCCAGAUCCAAAAAAAAUACCAGUGGCAGAUGUUGUUGGUGUCACUGUUGUGUUGCUCACAUGUUCAUAUAGGGGCCAGGAAUUCAUCCGUGUUGGUUACUACGUAAAUAACGAUUACACGGACCCUGAGCUGCAGGCCCAGCCACCAGCAACACCACAGUUCGACAAACUGCAACGCAAUAUUCUCGCAACAAAUCCUAGAGUAACUCGUUUCAAGGUUGACUGGGAUGACAACCCCAGUAGAGCAACAAGUAAUGGAGGUGGUGAGAAUGGUACUGCUGUGAUGGAAAGUGGAAGUACUACAAAUGGCAUGCGCUCAUCCCUUGAGGCAACUAUGACAGCAAAUAGUUUGGAUGGUGGACCUAUAAGGGCUAGUAUAUUAGCUUCUGGAGAGACAAGUAUGGAGAUGUAGUUGUUUAUUUGUGAAACAUUGUUAAAAGUGCUGCAAAGAAAGUGGUUAAGACAUUCAAUUGCACAUUUUGCAAGCAAGACUGCAGUAAUAAAACAUUAUUUAAGGCAAGCUGACAAGAUGGAUCAAUACAGCGGUGAGC
Messenger RNA from Schistocerca americana (American grasshopper), 942 nucleotides. It is a transcript of the gene asf1, whose product is annotated as histone chaperone ASF1. Gene Ontology annotation, molecular function: histone binding. NCBI's taxonomy places the organism in Eukaryota, Metazoa, Arthropoda, Insecta, Orthoptera, Acrididae. The record is from RefSeq and is a predicted model, not a curated record. Gene Ontology annotation, cellular component: nucleus. Gene Ontology annotation, biological process: DNA replication-dependent chromatin assembly. The transcript has 5 exons. The coding region runs from base 159 to 803 and encodes 214 amino acids.